CACUUCGCAAGUUAUGGCAGCUUUAAUGGAGCUUUCAGAUGCCACCAUGCUCCACUCUUCUCUUCUGCUGUCAAACGACUCGACCGGCUACGAUUGCUGGGAUUUCAUCUCGGCAAACUCCACCAACCAAUCAGUGCUCGAAUAUUCUGAUCGCAUGGCGUUCGUUGAUGAAGGUUUGUUUGAAGAGCUGCAGCUACCGACAGUGAUUGCUCCGGUGGAAGUCACCGGGGAAUCCAGUGGAGACAGCACGAAACAUAGAGCGAUGCUAUGUGGGGGUGAGAUGAAGAGGAUGAAACUGGACGCCGGGUGUAGGAUUGGGUUUAGAAUGAAAUCCGCGGUGGAGAUACUGGAUGAUGGGUUCAAAUGGCGGAAGUAUGGAAAGAAGUCGGUGAAGAACAGCCCGAAUCCAAGGAAUUACUACCGCUGCUCCAGCCAGGGUUGUUCCGUAAAGAAGAGAGUGGAAAGAGACCCUGGAGAUUCAAACUAUGUGAUCACGACGUACGAGGGAGUACAUAACCACAUUAGCCCUGGUGCUGCAUCUUACAGUCGGUGCAUCUCUCUCUCUUCUUGAUCCCUCCAGAUAUAUAUAUAUAUAUGGUCAUAAGCUGCUAAUUCUUGGAACUGCCAUAAAUGGCGUCAUAUGAUCUACCAAUUGGAUAGCUACUACCUCCCCUUUUCUUCGACAUGCAUCUGUAUAUGCCUCGCAUUUCAAAGCAUGUAUCAGCACAAUCGAGCCAGACCCAACUCGCGGCACCCCCACCUAGAAGCAGACAUUUUGGCACGUCUAACGAGCAACGCCAGUCGGUACUCAACUUGAUCGUGAGACCCAGCCAAGCCUGUAAUGCGGUUGCAUCAACAUGAGCUCCUUUGAUAGCCACACACGGUUUACGGAGACUCAAAGCCAUUUGUAGUGUGACAAGUAUUUCAGAUGAAAUUUAACAGCUGAAAUAUAUGUAUCCACAGAGUACUCUAAAAAGUUCUUUUUUUCUUCUGUUGUUUUUUUCGACUCA
Messenger RNA from Phoenix dactylifera (date palm), 1010 nucleotides. RefSeq names its product putative WRKY transcription factor 51. Gene Ontology annotation, molecular function: sequence-specific DNA binding; DNA-binding transcription factor activity. Gene Ontology annotation, biological process: regulation of DNA-templated transcription. Lineage: Eukaryota; Viridiplantae; Streptophyta; Magnoliopsida; Arecales; Arecaceae. The record is from RefSeq and is a predicted model, not a curated record.